AAAAAUUAUCCGUCGCGUCGGAAUAAAGGUGGUAUCGAAGACUUUGGGUUAUCAAAUAACGAGCGCUGAUAGAAUACGUAUUUUUCUCGUCAAUUAAUAAGAUAUUUGUCAAUUCAAAUGUGUGGUGAGAAGAUGCGCUGCCAGUGUUAUCUCCAUACCUACAUUUUUUUCCUCCGGUGACACGACGACGUGAUGACGCAGUGGAAUGAGUUGUUGGUUCUUACCGCUGAUACGGCAACAGUAUUCGUUUUCACUUCGCCCGUCUAGCUAGCCGUCUUCCAACCCAAAGAUGAAUCGAUCCAUGAUUUUACUGCUCUGGAUUCUUGUUAUUACUGGUGCAAAGGAUGAGCGUCCAGGAUGGGCUUUGAGCACUGAAAUGUUUAUGGAGGCAAUAGAGUCGCCGUAUUUUGUUGAUAAAACAAAGCUGAUUCGCCAAUUUUUCGAAUCCAGGUCAGAAAGACAUUUGGUUUUCCAUGGACCCAAGCGAUUCGGAAAAACAGUUAAUAUGAACAUGAUUCAGAACUUUAUCGAAAUACAAACUGACGAGAAUGGUCACAUAGCCAACAGAAACAACCUUACGAAGCGCAAUGUCUUUGAAAAACUUGCCAUUGGGCAGGAUAAGGAAGUUUUUAAAGAGUACUUUGCUGCAUUUCCUGUAAUUCAUUUGGUAUUCGAUAUGGCUUCUGAGUCGUUCGAUGAGUUUCUAGGUAAAUUUGCGAUCAUGAUCAAAAAAGAAUAUGACAGACAAGGACUUACGCACUUUUUCAAUCGCGGUAAUUACGUAUUUCCUAAGCCGACAUUCGCGAAUGAUCCUGAACUUGUGAGAAUGUACAAAAAAUAUACGAUAGACCCACAAAAACUAACCGAAUUGGAACUUUCAAACGCAGGAUAUGAAUUGGCUACUCUGCUCUACAAAAACUUCGGAAGACGGGUCAUUUUACUCGUAGAUGAGUACGAUACGCCGAUAAUACAAGCUUUACUCAAUCCUAAUGUUUUAAACGACGAUGCUGAUAAAAUCAUUAAAUUUCUCACCACAUUUUUGAAGAGUUUAGUAACAUCUAGCAAAGGAAUUAUCGAGCGUUCACUGCUUACUGGCAUCACCAGAGUAGGCAGUACAUAUACUCUUGGAAUCAAUAAUCUAAAAUUUUACCGAAUAUUUGAUGCUCCACAAAUUGCCCCUUUUUAUGGAUUUACAAGGGAAGAAGUCAUACAUCUUGCCAAAACAUUGUCGGUUGAAGAUAAGAUUGACUUAAUGACAGAUUAUUACGAUGGCUUCAAAAUAGAAAAAGGCUCAUUCAUGUUUUGCAUGGAGUCGGUGAACAGUUUUUGGGCUUCAGGAAAACUUAUUAAAUACUGGAAUCCCUUCAAUCAUUAUUUUGAUUCUUUUUUCGAGUUUGAGCAGAUGGGCUCCUAUCUUGUUGAAAACAUGGAUAAAGUAAUUACCAUUGAUUUGAAAGACAAAAUAGAGAAAAAUGAUUUUCUCACGCUCAAGAAGUAUAUUCAACGUAAAAAUUUUACAGAAUAUUAUUCUCCCACCUUUUACUUGAUCUUACAAAUACUCGUAGAUGAAGGAGCAUUUACAAUUGUACGACGCAGCGGUAGAAAAGAGGCUGAUAUUAAAAUCACAAACCUGGAGGUUAAAGAGCAACUGUUUGACAAAAUAUAUACAACAGCAUUUAUAUUAAAAAAAUUCACGACCUCAAAAGAUAUGCUCGAAAAAUACGCACGCAGUGCAAUCAUCGUGGAAAAUGACAAAAGCCGAUUCAUCGGAUUUAAAAAUGCCAUUAGUGCACUGUUAAACGAAACGAAACCAUUGAAUGAAGCCGACAUGCAAGGUGCUUUGAUGCUUUGUGCGGAGUACUACAAGCCCACGCAUCAAUAAUAAGCAAGCCGGGGAUACUUUAUGUAAGUGAAGGAGGUCGGGUGAAAAACGUCUCUAAAAAACAAAGUAAAUCUGAGAACCAUGAUAUAUCCGAAUUAACAACGUCAAUAUAUGACUGUUUAUACGUCUUGAGAAACCUGCGAUCGGGACAGGUUGGUAUAAUACUUGAACUGAAAUAUAAAAAGGAAUCGUCGAUGCUAGCAUUGACUCAAAUUCUCGAUCGUCAAUAUUAUAAAGCAUUCGACCAAGAUUUAAAAAGAAGGAAUAUCUUUAAUAUAACAACAGAAGUUUUUAUUGGAAUUCAUUAUAAUCCCACUACUAAUAAAACAUCGC
This is a messenger RNA of Bemisia tabaci, 2215 nucleotides long. Lineage: Eukaryota; Metazoa; Arthropoda; Insecta; Hemiptera; Aleyrodidae. The record is from RefSeq and is a predicted model, not a curated record.